AAUAAACAAAGAAAGAAAAUACAAAACAGAAGAACAAAAAAACCGAGACUUUGGUGGUGGGUGAUACAUGGGCUGGUGCGAAUUGCGAAACCGAGGGCUUGUUCCCGCUUGGCUUCUCUUUGCUUUCUCUUGAUCGCCCUGCGAAUUUGAGACUGGUGUUGAGGAGGAGUUUGAACGUUUCUGAGCUGAAUUGUAGUUAACUUUGUUGAGUUGGGUUGAAUUCCGGACCAACCGUUCGAGAGAAGGAUCUUAGAGGUUUUAGUAUUGUAUUCCAUGGCUUCUCCUCCAUUUCAGGUGGAGGAUCAGACGGAUGUGGACUUCUUCAACAAGCUUGUUGACGAGGAGUUUGCCGUUACGGAAUCUGGUGCUGAAGUUAAUGAUUCCGAUGAGGUGAAAGCACUAUCGAAUUUGAGCAUUUCCGAGGUUGGCACUGUAUCAGAAGGUCCCGACGCCGAAGAUGACGGUUUCGAUAGAAAAGGGGAAAUGCAUUCUGAUAACGUGAUCGAAGCAAGUAAUACCGUUGCCGGGGUGGAUGUUGCAUCGGAUUCCACAACAAUCGAGAACAGUGGAUCCAGGGAUGCGGGUUUUAAAGAGGUCCAGUGGAGUUCUUUUAACUCUGAUUUGGCUCAGCAUGGUGGCAGUGGGUUCGGAUCAUACUCGGACUUCUUUACUGAGUUGGGAGAUGGAUCAAGCGACCCAUUUGAGAAGAUGGAGAAGAAUACAGAGAUUGUUUCCAACACAAUAUCUAGCACUUCAGGGAAUGUGGGUAGCAAAUUGACUUCUUCAGUUAGUUCUGUGCAACAUCAAGGGAGUCAAGUAUAUGGAUCAGGGAUGGAACAAACUACAGAUGGGCAGGAUAUGUAUAGCAGUCAAUAUUGGGAAAACCUCUAUCCAGGCUGGAAAUAUAAUCCAAAUACUGGGGAAUGGCAUCAAGUGGAUGGUUCUGAUGCAACAACAAUGAAUAGAGGGGGGGAUUUUGAAGGUAACGCUCAGUCGAUAGGUGAUAAUGUUGUUUUAGGCCAGAGAUCAGAAGUUUCUUAUUUGCAACAAACAGCUCAGUCAGUUGCAGGAACCAUUGCUGAGAGUUGCACAACGGGUAGUGUCUCUAGCUGGAAUCAGGCCUCUCAAGUGAGCACCGAGUACCCAUCAAAUAUGGUAUUUGAUCCCCAGUAUCCUGGUUGGUACUAUGACACUAUUGCCCAGGAAUGGCGCUUGUUAGAGUCUUAUGUUGCAUCUGUUCAGUCAACAGGGACAGCUCAUUACCAGACAAAUGAACAUGAUAAUGCUUUGACAGGUGAUUUUCACUCCGAGAAAGACCGCAACCAGUACAGUGAGUAUGGGCAAGUUGAAAAGUAUGGAUCACAAGUCUUCAGUGCUAAAGACCAAACUGGGGACUGGGCUGGGUCAAUGAAUAACUAUGCUCAUCAGAAUAUGAGUACAUGGCAACCUACAGCUGUUGCUAAGACUGAGGCUGUAGCUGGUUUCGUUGAAAACCAGCAAUCAAGGGAUCUUUAUAGUUCACCUGGUGAAGUAAAUAACUAUAUGAAUCAAGGAAUGGGGUAUAAACCCACAGGAACAGGUUCUUCGUAUGAGCAGACAACGCGCAGUUAUGGUGGUAGCAAUGGGUUUACUGGGUUUCAAAAUUUUACUCCUGACAACUUCUCCCAACAGUUUAAACAGACGAAGGUAGAGCAGAACCAACAGAUGCAAUCCUCACACAAUUACUAUGGCAGCCAGAAAUCAGGGAACCUUUCCCAGCAACAUUUCCAUACAGGCACUCAGCCCCCCUAUUCUCCUAAUGAGGGGAGGUCAUCUGCAGGACGUCCCCCCCAUGCCCUGGUUACUUUUGGGUUUGGUGGAAAACUCAUUGUCAUGAAAAAUAAUUAUUCUUUUGUUACUAAUCCUGCAUAUGGAAGCCAGGACCCUAUGGGAGGCUCAGUUUCUAUUCUCAACUUGAUGGGAGUUAUCUUGGACAAAACUGAUACCACAGGCAUUGCAUAUGGCGUUUGUGAUUACUUCCAGAGUCUGUGCCAGCAAUCCUUCCCUGGCCCACUAGUUGGUGGGAAUGUUGGAAAUAAAGAAUUAAAUAAAUGGAUUGAUGAGAGAAUUGCAAGCUAUGAAUCCCCCAACAUGGACUACAGAAAGGGCAAGCUUUUGAAGUUGCUUCUGUCUUUGCUAAAAAUAGCUUGUCAGCACUAUGGAAAACUUAGAUCUCCUUUUGGAACUGACCCCACUUCGAAGGAAAAUGAUAGACCAGAAUCAGCAGUUGCUAAGCUUUUUGCAUCUGCUAAAAGGAAUGAUGCCCAAAUAAGUGGAUAUGGAGCCAUUGCUCACUGCUUGCAGAACCUUCCUUCUGAAGGACAAAUACGGGCAACUGCUGUUGAGGUGCAAAACCUUCUUGUUUCCGGUAAGACAAAAGAGGCUCUCAAAUGUGCACAAGAAGGUCAGUUGUGGGGACCUGCACUUGUUCUCGCAGCACAACUUGGAGACCAGUUUUAUGUUGAUACGGUGAAGCAAAUGGCACAUCGCCAAUUAGUAGCAGGAUCGCCAUUACGAACAUUAUGUCUGCUAAUUGCAGGACAACCAGCAGAUGUGUUCUCCACAGUCAGCUCAAGUAGUGACCCACCUCUUGUUGAACAUUUGCCACAACAGCCUUCCCAGAUUGGAGCCAAUGGUAUGUUAGAUGAUUGGCAGGAAAAUUUGGCCAUCAUAACUGCAAACCGAACAAAAGGUGAUGAGCUUGUAAUUAUUCAUCUUGGGGAUUGCCUAUGGAAGGAGAGAUGUGAAAUAAUAUCUGCACACACCUGCUACUUGGUUGCGGAAGCAAACUUUGAGUCAUAUUCUGACAGUGCAAGGUUGUGUCUUAUUGGGGCAGACCACUGGAAUUUCCCCCGAACCUAUGCUAGUCCUGAGGCUAUUCAGAGGACUGAACUGUAUGAGUAUUCAAAAGUGCUUGGAAAUUCACAGUCUGUUCUGAUACCGUUUCAACCAUAUAAGCUUAUCUAUGCCCACAUGCUGGCUGAAGUUGGGAAACUUUCAGAUUCAUUGAAGUACUGUCAAGCAAUAUUGAAGUCUUUGAAAACUGGUCGUGCACCUGAAGUGGAUAGUUGGAAGCAAUUAGUAUCAUCUCUUGAGGAGCGCAUAAGAACCCAUCAACAGGGUGGAUAUGGCACAAACUUGGCUCCUGCAAAACUUGUAGGCAAAUUACUUCCUUUUAUUGAUAGAUCAAUUCAUCGCAUGAUUGGGGCCCCACCACCACCAGUCCAGUCAACUUCCCAGAUUAACUCUCAAAUUAAUGAAUAUGAUAACCACCCAACGGUUCCAAGAGUGGCAAACAGUCAAUCAACAAUGGCCAUGUCUUCUUUAAUUCCCUCAGCAUCAAUGGAGCCUAUAAGUGAGUGGACAGGUGAUAGCAAUAGAAAGAUAAUACAUAAUAGAAGCAUCUCAGAGCCGGACUUUGGUAGAAGCCCUAGACAGGGCCAGGUCAAUCAAUCAAAAGACAUUGCCUCUGAUGCUCAAAGCAAAGCAUCGGUCUCUGGUGUGCCAUCUCGUUUUGGACGUUUUGGAUCACAGCUCCUACAAAAGACUAUGGGGUGGGUCUCAAGAUCCCGUACAGAUCGACAGGCAAAAUUGGGCGAAAGAAACAAAUUCUAUUAUGAUGAGAAGCUUAAGCGAUGGGUGGAAGAAGGCACUGAACCUCCAGCUGAAGAAGCAGCCUUACCGCCCCCACCAAAAGCUUCUGCCUUCCAGAAUGGAAUGUCAGAUUACAAUAUAAGAAAUGCAAUCAAGGGUGAAAAUAUGCUUUCUAAUGGAACACCUGAAACCAAAACUCCAACUCCCUCAGAACGGAAUGCAGGGAUCCCACCCAUCCCACCAAGCUCCAACCAAUUCUCUGCUCGUGGACGUAUGGGUGUUCGAUCAAGAUACGUUGACACCUUUAACAAGGGAGGUGCCUCCCCAGCCAACCUAUUCCAGUCGCCUUCUGUUCCAGCUUCCAAAGCUGGAGGUGCCAAUGCCAAGUUCUUUAUUCCCACUCCUAUUGCAUCAGGAGAACAAACAUUAAAUACAACUGGUGAGGUCACACAAGAAGGCACUGAAGCCAAUAACGAUCCUUCAACAUCUGUUAUGAACGAGUCAUCUAUCCCAUCUCCACCACCACCAUCAUCAUCAUCAUCAUCACGAUUAUCCAGGCAACGAUUUCCAAGCAUGAAUAAUAUUGCUCCUAUGGGAAACAAGGGAAUGGAGAAGAUGGGAAAUGGAAAGGAGUCUCUUUCUCACCACUCACGGCGGGCAGCAUCAUGGGGUGGAAGCUUUAAUGAUACAUUUAACGUGUCCAAUACAGCAGACAUAAAACCCCUAGGAGAGGCAUUAGGAGUGCCACAAUCAUCCUGUGAUCCAUCACCAAAGCCCCUGCCAAUAAAUGGGAACAGUUUUGGAGAUCUUCAUGAAGUGGAAUUGUGAAGUCAGUGGUGAAUAUGUGGAUCUCCAAUUUUGCUUCUCGUGAUCAUCACAUUAGUCGACACAUUUACUCCAUCCUCUGCCCCAGAGAAAGGUCAGCAGUGGGUUUUGAUAUCCCACUGGGAAUUUUGAAAUGCCAAAAUGGGGAUCUGUUUGGUGAAAUGCAACAGUUUCUUGAACACAAAAGGCUUUUGAUAGAAUGUCCCAGGGGACCCUCCCUCUCUAUAAGGACGGAAGCUAGUGUCCUUUCCUCAAAUAGAAAAAGGAGUUGUGGGCACUAUUGUACAGUUCAUUUGUUGAUUUAUUGGACACAGGAAUUCCUUUUGUUCUUUUUGAAAUGGCUCUUGAGGAAGAUAGAAGAGAGUUUAAAGAAAGCACCCCUUCUGUUUUUCAAGGAGUAAAGAGAGGUUUACUGGAAGAGCAUAUAUAAAAUUUCCCCUUUUAUACCUUUGGUAUUGUACUUAUUUCUAAUGACUUAAACGUAAUGUAUUCACUCAGAUAGGAUCAUAGGAUUAAAUCGUACUAAACCCAAAA
Nelumbo nucifera (sacred lotus) is the source of this 4992-nucleotide messenger RNA. RefSeq names its product protein transport protein SEC16A homolog. Lineage: Eukaryota; Viridiplantae; Streptophyta; Magnoliopsida; Proteales; Nelumbonaceae. Gene Ontology annotation, cellular component: ER to Golgi transport vesicle membrane; endoplasmic reticulum exit site. The record is from RefSeq and is a predicted model, not a curated record. Gene Ontology annotation, biological process: Golgi organization.